AUGUCUGACAAGAACACCUCCACUCUCCAGUCGUACAUCGACUCUGCCUCGGGCGCCGCUCAGUCUGCUCUCGGCUCCAUCAUUGGCAGCAACGCCGACAAGACCGCUGGCGAGAACAAGAAGGCCGAAGCCGACCUCAAGAACGACGCCUCGCACGCCGGAGCCAACGUCGGCGGCUACAGCGUCUCCGCCUCAGGUGUCGCUCAGAACGACCCCGACCGUAGCGCCGGCUCGUGGAACCAGACCCUGGGCUCCGGCAAGGAAGCCCUUGGUAACAUGCUCGGCAACGAGUCUCUGAAGCAGCAGGGUGCUCAGCAGAACCAGGAGGGCAAGGAGCAAGAGGCCAAGGGCCAACUCAACGACCUGGGCUCUGGUAUCGCCGACCGCGUCUCUGGCACUGUCGGUGGUGCUCUUGCUGGCAUCACUGGCAACCGCGCUGAUCAGGCCAAGUACCAGGCCCAGCACGACCAGGGCAAGACUCAGCAGCGUGGUGUUGAGGCCGACCUCGACAAGCAGGCCAGAGCUUAA
This is a messenger RNA of Aureobasidium melanogenum CBS 110374, 528 nucleotides long. RefSeq lists its product as uncharacterized. The transcript has 3 exons. NCBI's taxonomy places the organism in Eukaryota, Fungi, Ascomycota, Dothideomycetes, Dothideales, Saccotheciaceae. Bases 1 to 528 code for a protein of 175 amino acids. The record is from RefSeq and is a predicted model, not a curated record.